UAAUUAGAACGUCAGCCGAUAAAUUUACACUUGUACGAUGUGCUCGUGAACGUCUCAUAACAAACUGUACUUUCUCACAUGUUUGCGACACAAUCGCCAAACAACAUGCGGAGGAUGGCGGAGGAGGUCCAGCCCGUGAAGGAGCAGGGCUCCUGGAUAUCUAGCUGGCUGCCGUCCUGGUGCCCCACGUCUCCCUCCCGGCUCAAAGAUGCAGAAGAUAAAAUGCUCAAGUGCGUGAACCGGCCUUUCUCCAGGCAGCACGUUCGCAUUUCCAACGGCGAUUACCUGUGGACGCUGGCGUUUUCCAAUCAGCCCCACGCCCCCUCCUCCUUUCUCUCGCAGCCCCCGGCCCAGACCAGGCCUCCCCUGGUUCUGCUGCAUGGCUUUGGGGGUGGAGUUGCCCUCUGGGCCCAGAACCUCGACUGCCUCUCCAGCACCGGGCCGGUCUACGCCCUGGACCUGCUGGGCUUCGGCAGGAGCAGCCGUCCCCAGUUCAGCGCGGACGCGGAGGGAGCCGAGGAGCAGUUCCUGGUGGCGCUGGAGGAAUGGAGGGAGAAGGUGGGACUGGAAGAAAUGGUGCUGCUGGGACAUAACCUGGGAGGAUACCUGUCCACUGCCUAUGCUCUCAAGUACCCCAACAGGGUGAGGCAUCUGCUGCUGGUGGAGCCCUGGGGUUUCCCAGCUCGUCCGGAGAACCCCAACCAGAACUCCAUCCCAAUGUGGAUCAGAACCAUGGGAGCUGUUAUGACCCCAUUCAAUCCCCUGGCUGGACUGAGGCUUGCUGGACCUCUAGGUCCAAUUCUCGUCCAGACCAUCAGGUCCGAUUUUAAGCAGAAGUACUCCUCUGUUUUUGAUGACAACACUGUAUCUGACUACAUCUACCAUCUGAACGCCCAGACCCCGAGCGGCGAGACGGCCUUUAAGAACAUGACCAUUCCCUACGGCUGGGCCAAGAGGCCGAUGCUGGAGAGGAUCGGCCAGGUCAAAGCUGACAUUCCCGUUUCCUUCAUCUACGGCUCGCGCUCCAGCAUCGACAGUGACUCUGGGUACGCGUUGAAGAAAAGCAGGCCGGAUGUAGAAAUCACAGUGAUCAGAGGGGCGGGUCACUACGUUUUCGCAGAUCAGCCGGAGGAUUUCAACCGGACGGUCCUUCAGAUCCUCGCCGGGACGGAGAACAAAUGUGUGGACAGGGGAGCGACGUCAUGAGAGAUCCCUUGUUCAGACUAAUGGGAGAACACAGGGGACUAAAUCAUCAUCAUUCAUCAUCAUCAACGCAGUACAACUGGAAACCUUAAGUAGUUUUAAGACGCUUGCUCAUCGUUCCACAUUUUGGCACCGUCUAAAUGUUCGUGGUCAAAGGUCAGAUGAUGCCUCCACGCUCCGUACUUGGUCUUGUGUAGAUAUGUUUCGUAAAUAAAUGUGAGAUGCA
Messenger RNA from Betta splendens (Siamese fighting fish), 1429 nucleotides. RefSeq names its product 1-acylglycerol-3-phosphate O-acyltransferase ABHD5-like. Gene Ontology annotation, biological process: positive regulation of triglyceride catabolic process; negative regulation of triglyceride storage. Lineage: Eukaryota; Metazoa; Chordata; Actinopteri; Anabantiformes; Osphronemidae. Gene Ontology annotation, cellular component: lipid droplet. The transcript is spliced from 7 exons. Bases 79 to 1206 code for a protein of 375 amino acids. The record is from RefSeq and is a predicted model, not a curated record.